Ceraceosorus bombacis is the source of this 1554-nucleotide messenger RNA. The record is from the annotation of a GenBank genome assembly. NCBI's taxonomy places the organism in Eukaryota, Fungi, Basidiomycota, Exobasidiomycetes, Ceraceosorales, Ceraceosoraceae.
AUGAAGUUCCUCGCCGCCCUUUCGAUUGCCCUGGCAACAGCUUCCAGCGUGGCUGCUCAAGCCGUCGGUGGUGGUGAGUAGUCGCAUUGUCAAAACCUUGCAAUGUCAAAGACGAGAGGCGCACAAUGGCCUCGGGGAGCGUCAGAUUUUUGAAACGUCGAGCUGAAAUUAAAACUGACCUGGUGGAUUGCGCGCUGCCCUCGCCCAGAAUUUAGCGAACAAGUUCUCUCCGCGCUCCGCAGCAAUGGCCUGACAUCGCUUGCCGAUGCAGUAGCUGCGAACCCUGCAGUGGUCGUGGCGCUGCAGAGCCCCGGCAACAAGACUGUGCUUGCGCCCACCAACCAAGCGCUCGAGAGCGCCGGCACUCUGCCCCAAGGCGCUGCUUUGGUCAACUUGCUGUCCUACCACGUUCUGAACGGUUCUUACACCAACGAUAGAAUCGACGACGGACCCUUGCUUGCCCGCACCUUGUUGACUUCUGGCGUUGAGCUUCCAGGCAAUGCGAGCCAGGUCGUGAUUUUGGACUCACAAGGUGAUGACGACAAUGAGCGCUCCUUCGUCAGGGGCAACACCGCCAACGUCACGUUCGCAAGCGGUACCGACGGUCCCGUUGUCGGAAGCAUUCGAGUCCAACCAAUCGAGAGCGUUUUGACUCCUCCAGGAGACCUUAGCUCGGUGCUCGGCGGAUUCGAAGGCGCCUCCGCUGCAGUCGAAGCUUUCAACGGCGCCAACUUGGUCACUGCGCUCUCCAACACACGCGGCAUCACGAUUUUUGGUGCGUAGAUCGUUGACCGAGCACUCAGGUGCCGAAACAAGCUGAUCUGUGUGCCUUGCCCUGCGUAGUCCCCAACAAUGCCGCUUUCGAGGCUGCUCAGGCGAAUAUCGCCUCCGCUCCUCAGGAGGCGCAACUCGCCGUGCUGAGGAACCACGUCAUCAACGGUGAGACGCAAGAAAAAAAUUUGGCGCGUCUUGCAAUCCGACAUGAUCGCUGAUGUACCCACCUUGAUCACCCCGCUCUAAUGCAGGCACUACCAUCUACUCUCCUCAAAUUGAUGAGGAUGCUGGGGACAACACUGUGGAGGAUGGCUUGCGUCAGUACAGCAGAGCCACAUCUGCUUCCGGACAGGAGCUUAGAUUCGUCGAAGAGGACGACAACGUCUUCGUGGAGACCGAGGGCGCACGCGCCAGAAUUGUCAGGUCCGACCUUCUCUUCGCCAACGGUGUGGCCCACGUAAUCGACGGUGUGCUCUUCAACACCAACACCAACCAGACCGCUGGUGAGUAGGCUGCGCUAUUUAUUUGUGUCCGCUUAUGUGUCUACUUACACUUGCCCCAUGCCUGCGUCCAUCAGCCGACGAUGCAGCUGAUGAUGCCGAAGAGGAGGGCAACAACAACGCCGGCGGUGGAAGCUCUGGCGGCAACACUGGCGCGGGUGGUGGCAGCGGUGGUGGCAGCGGCUCAAGUCCGGACGGAGCCCUCUCUGGCGCGACCGCGAGCAUGACUGUCGCAUCCCUGUUCGCUGCCGUCAUCGCCGGUGCCCUGACACUUGCCUAA